AUGCCGUCUUCGAUCAAGAGUGUCUUGCGUCGUCUCGAAGUCAAGCAUGACGGAGAGGUCUACUCUGACCGACCGCCCACCAGAUGGGGCAACCGAGAUGUCUUCCCUGUGCCUCUGGAGCAACGUCGCUACACGGUCAUCUCCUACGUCUCGUACUGGUCCAUAGCCUCGUUGAGUGUCACCUCUUGGGCCUAUGGCGGCAGUGUCAUUGCCCUUGGCUUGAGCGCCGGAGAGGGGAUUGCCUGUUCCGUGAUCGGAUCCCUCUUCGUCGGCCUUUUUGCUUUCCUCUGUGGCCAUCCAGGGGCAAGUAUGCACGUAGGAUUUACCGCGCUGGCGAGAGUGACAUUCGGACUAUACGGUUCAUACAUCCCAGUGCUCCUUCUGGUGUUUGAAAAUGUCAUCUUUUUCGGUAUCCAUGCGUACUUUGGAGGCCUAGCGGUGACUAUUGUUCUCAAUGCCCUUUCAUCGAGCUUUAUGCAUUGGAAGAAUACACUUCCAGAAAGUGCCGGCGGUGUCACCUCUCAAGGGCUGAUCGGUUUCGUCAUUUACUUUGUCGUCUUCUUUCUCUUGUUGUUGAUCCACCCGUCCAAGCUCCGAAACCUGGUGUGGCCCGCUGCCAUCACCAUCGCAGUUGUUUUCCUGGGCCUUCUCGGCUGGGCCAUCAGUGCCAAUGGCGGGACAGUUGGAAACCUGCUGGCUGGAAAGAUCCAUCUCUCGUCGACCAACAAAUCCUUCGCGAUGCUCUACGCCAUAUCAAGCGCCGCAGGGUCGGCCACGGCCUUCUCUAGCCGUGUCUCGGACUGGACGCGAUUCGCCGUGACCAAGCAUUCAGCUACAGUGCCCAUGCUGGUCUUCGCGCCAAUUUUCGGCUGCAUCGGCCCCAUCUUUGGUAUUCUUGCCACGAGCGCUGUUUACUCCAGGUAUCAGGCGGUCGAGUGGAAUCCACUUGGCUUGCUUCUUUAUGUGCAAGCCACUCAGUACACUGCUGGGUGCAGAGCAGCCACCUUCUUUGCGGGCUUGGGACUUUUUUGUGCGAGUCUCAUGAACAAUCUUAUGGGCAAAAUCAGCUGCGCCGGGAUGGACUGUGCAGGGUUGUUCCCCAAAUACAUCACAACUCGGCGCGGCAGCUAUAUACUUACGGUCAUCGGCAUCCUUAUUCAGCCUUGGAGACUCGUGAAUGGGUCAAGCACCUUCUUGACGGUUCUGGCGUCGUUUGGGGUCUUCGUCGCCCCAAUGACUGGCAUCUUGGCUGCCGACUACUGGAUUGUCCGGAGACGCAAGUGGGUGAUGCACGACAUCUACAGACAAGACGGCAUUUAUUGGUACACGUUUGGUGUCAACUGGAGGGCCUACGUCGCCUUCAUCAUGAGCUUCGUCUUUGACUUGCCCGGCUUUGCUGCCUCGGUCAACAAGACUUCGAUUGCACCGGGCUGGACUCGGAUGUAUGACAUGUCCUACAUUGUCAAUCUGGCCAUAGCGGUCUUGAUCUUCUGCUGCCUUUCGUUCGCCUUUCCUCCAAAGGGACUGGGUGUUGCGGAGGGAUGGGACGACGGGUCUGUUGUGGGAGAAAACAAAGUGACGGACCCGACGGUGGCUGUGGAACAGGAAAAGGAGGAGCGCGUCUACGAGGUCGAAUGCCUGCCGCCGGCACCGGCGAACUAA
Fonsecaea multimorphosa CBS 102226 is the source of this 1662-nucleotide messenger RNA. RefSeq lists its product as uncharacterized. The record is from RefSeq and is a predicted model, not a curated record. The transcript has 7 exons. Gene Ontology annotation, molecular function: nucleobase transmembrane transporter activity. Gene Ontology annotation, cellular component: plasma membrane. NCBI's taxonomy places the organism in Eukaryota, Fungi, Ascomycota, Eurotiomycetes, Chaetothyriales, Herpotrichiellaceae. Gene Ontology annotation, biological process: nucleobase transport; transmembrane transport. The coding region runs from base 1 to 1662 and encodes 553 amino acids.